AUCUACUCUGAUGUACUGAACAGUUAAAAAGAAAGUCUUCCAGUUUGCCAAACCCUAACAACGGCAAUAGAAACGAACCCCAAACACCAUUCACGUACACAACGAACUGAGUGAAACAUACCGAAGACAAGAAACCUAAUUCUCCUCAAAAUUCUCAACCCUUAGACACCAAUGCUCCGCAGAAAGGCCUCCAUUAGCGCUUGAAUUUCCCUGUUUUGAGCUUGGACCUAUGUCGCUCCCCGGUGACCGCCGGGAAGGGCCCUCUCCGGUCUCCGGCGGCGGAAAUGAGGUCUUAACGGCUGACUCGAGCCGGUCAAUGACGGUGGCUCAGAUGGUGGCGUCAAGCCAGAGGCUCAGGUUGAACCCGAACAAGGACCACAAGCCCGACAGCUACGAGGACCUGCAAGUGGAUUUUAGCCCCUCGAUUUUCAGCUCCUUGGAGCGGUAUUUGCCUCCGAGCAUGCUGGGCGUGUCCCGAGACGAUAAAGUCAAGUUCAUGAGGGAGAUUCUGGUUAAGUACUUGCCCCAUGGAGAGCGCAACAGAGUUCAAAAACAUAGAGACUACAGGAAGAAGAUAAUAUCAAAUUAUCUGCCUCUACAUAAAGAGCUGUACACCAUACACCCUACAAUGUUCUUUGUUCCAUCAUUUCUGAAAGCUAUAAGCGAUAAUACAGAGGAAAGCUUUAGAAGUAUGAUGUCUGAACCCUCACCUGGUGUGUUUACAUUUGAAAUGCUUCAACCACGCUUCUGUGAACUAUUGUUAGCUGAGGUGGAGAAUUUCGAAAAGUGGGUUAAUGAAACAAAAUUCCGAAUCAUGCGACCAAAUACAAUGAAUAAAUUUGGAGCUGUUCUAGAUGAUUUUGGUCUUGAAACCAUGCUUGACAAGCUUAUGGAGGGUUUUAUUCGUCCCAUGUCUAAAGUGUUCUUUCCUGAAGUUGGUGGAUCAACUCUGGAUUCUCAUCAUGGGUUUGUUGUUGAAUAUGGUAAAGAUAGGGAUGUUGACUUGGGUUUUCAUGUAGAUGACUCAGAAGUAACUUUGAAUGUGUGCUUGGGUAAGCAAUUUUCUGGAGGAGAAUUGUUUUUUCGGGGCACGCGAUGUGAUAAACAUGUAAAUACAGGAAGUCAGUCAGAGGAGAUCUUUGAUUAUUCACAUGUCCCGGGCCGAGCUGUACUUCAUCGUGGUCGUCACCGCCAUGGUGCUAGGGCCACAACAUCUGGUCAUCGUAUUAACCUGCUCCUGUGGUGCAGAAGUUCGGUGUUUAGAGAGAUGAAGAAGUAUCAAAAAGAUUUCUCCAGCUGGUGUGGGGAAUGCUUACGUGAAAAGAAAGAGCGGCAACGCUUGUCAAUUGCUGCUACCAAAUCGGGAAACCCGUUGGACAUGAAGAACACUCCCAUCAACCCUGCCGUGCCCCUCAUCACAUUCAACUUUCUUCAUGCUUUGUUCAACUAGUUCAAGUCCUUAAGGCUUCAUUUGGAAAAUGAAAGAAGCUAGGGAAGGAAGGGGAAGUUGUUGAAUUGCUUAGGAAAUGUAUUGUACAAUAGAAAUAAGAAGGUGUUACAUAUUUACUUCCCAAUGGGUGGGAUAACAUUUUUUAUUUCCCAAGAAAGAGGGAACAUUUAGAGUGAGAGGAAGGGAGAGAGGCAGAUGUAAGUUUAUGCAAACUUAAAAUUUUGAAGAAAGACUAUCAACAUGAACUUCCCCCUAACUCUC
Juglans regia (Persian walnut) is the source of this 1711-nucleotide messenger RNA. Its product is annotated as 2-oxoglutarate and iron-dependent oxygenase domain-containing protein CP2. NCBI's taxonomy places the organism in Eukaryota, Viridiplantae, Streptophyta, Magnoliopsida, Fagales, Juglandaceae. The record is from RefSeq and is a predicted model, not a curated record. The transcript is spliced from 9 exons. Bases 230 to 1450 code for a protein of 406 amino acids. Gene Ontology annotation, molecular function: oxidoreductase activity, acting on paired donors, with incorporation or reduction of molecular oxygen; iron ion binding; L-ascorbic acid binding.